This is a messenger RNA of Guillardia theta CCMP2712, 1425 nucleotides long. RefSeq lists its product as hypothetical. The coding region runs from base 1 to 1425 and encodes 474 amino acids. The record is from RefSeq and is a predicted model, not a curated record. Lineage: Eukaryota; Cryptophyceae; Pyrenomonadales; Geminigeraceae. The transcript has 10 exons. Gene Ontology annotation, molecular function: protein binding.
AUGACGAUGAGAGAUGGGGUUGGAAGUGACAGGCAGGGCCAGGGAAGUCUAGGAGAGGAGGACCUGUGUGGCAUCGGGUUGGGAUUCUUUCCGGAUGAUUCUGGUCGUUUCAUGGUAACAGCAGUCAGUCCGUACACUCAAGCUCGGCAGUGCGGGGUGCGAGCUGGGGAUCAGAUCGUGAAGAUAGACGGAGAGGCGAUCGAUGAGGAGGACCCUCUCAAAGUCUUCAGGAGGGUUUUCGACCGCAAGGGGUCUGAGGUGACGCUCCUCUUUCGUUCCUCCUCCGACCUUGAGCGCAUGGUCACCCUGAAGAGGCAGCUGAACAGCCUCACUACCCAGAGCUUGCAGGACGCGUACUCCGGGCUCCCCGGCGUCUUGAUGGACUGUGGGGACUGGGAGAAGGCGAUGGAGUAUCUACGAGAGGACAUGCGGGUAGCCAUGGCGAACGAGGACAUGAAGGCAGCCGCGGUGUUCUCCUGUCAGAUGGGCAUGGUGCGGAGGCAGCUCGGCAAGAUGGAGGAGGCGUCUCAGAACUUUCAGGAUGCGAUGAACAUGGCAAGGACAGCAGGGGAUCAGAGGACAGAGGUAGUGGCGUUCGAGCGCAUGAUCGCUACUCUGAUCGAGUCCAGUGGGGGUGCUGGGAGUCUGGAUGAUGGAGAUGGUGAGAUAGAAGGGGAAAGGAUGAAGAUGAUGUCUGCGAGCGAAGGGCAGGAGGAGGUGAAGAGGAAGAGCGAGGGCUUUUGCCGGCUGUACUCCAGGGUCGGUGCAUCGAUGAUGCAGCUGCAGGGACACUUGAACAUGAAAGGGAUGUCGAGCAGGCUAUCAAGUGCAGGGAAUCGAACUGUUCUCUCCGUGAUGGUGGGAGACUCGGGGGGGCUGGACCUGAGUGAAGCAUCAAAGGUCAGAGAGUUCGUAGACUGGCUGAAAGAGCUCGACGAGGUCGACUUUGCCGAGAUCCCACGGCGCUUGCAGUCUGUCUCGAGUCGGGCGAUGCAGCAGCUCACUGAGGAGGCGGGAGUCUCCUUGGUCUGUGUCGGCUCGUCGAACAGGAGGUCGUUCUUCAUCGGGCUCAGGAGGCAAGAGGAGAAUUUUCACCGCAGCGUCCUGGUGGCACGAGGGCGGCUGCGCAGGAGGACCGCGAUGAGGAGCGGAGCCAAGGGGUUCAUGAGGAGGAGCGAGCAGGUUGAGGCUGCGUCUGAGGAGGAGGAGGCGAUUACCAACGUGAUUGAGACGCUCAAGGGAGGACAAGGAAGCAGGAUCCUCGACGUCUCCAAUCUCAGCGCCAUUAAGAGGCUUCGCAUUCUCCUCAUCCCCCGCAUCAAGCCAACGCUGAAGCGAAAGCUGGCCGACAAGCGAGUCCGCCCCAGGACUCUCGGGCAGCAGACGAAGGACAAGCGGUACGUCAUACGUCGCAACGAUCGCUGA